AUGAGCAGUGAAAUAGCUAUCAGUACAAUUGAAACAGUUAAAAAGAAACUUGAAAAAUAUAAUGCUUCGAAACAAAAUGAUAAAGUUGAAGAAUAUCUUCAUAAAUUGCAUAAUACAUCGAUUACUCCUAUGUUACUUCGAGAAACGAAAAUAGACGUACUCGUUAAUCAACUUGCAUCGAAUAAAGAAGCAAGUUAUUGCUUAACAGCUAAGAGUCUUCUAAAAAAAUGGCAAGAUAAAAAUCUAUUAUCAAAAACAACGAAUACAUCCAAAAUUAAAACAAUAACAAAUACGAAAAAAUCAGUCGCUGAACAUAAACUUUCUGUUAAACGAAAAUCUAAUGAUUAUGACGCAAUACAUUCGAAUGCAUUAAGUGAAUCUCAAUCAUCUGAUGAAUUUAAACAUAGUGAUCGAGAUCAAUCAUCAUCAACAUCAUCGGUUAAAAAACGUAAAGUUCUUUCUCUGGCUGAAUAUGUUGUGAGUAAAAAACCAAUACCAUCUUCAUUAUCUACGGUUGAUUCAACUCAAAAUAAAUUAACUGAUAAUCAAAUCAAAGAAAUCUAUGCUCAAUUUGAUGCUAAAUAUGAAGAAUUGGCUGCUAGUGCGCCGGAUCUUGCUAAUAAUGUUAAUAAGAAAUUAAAACAAAAUGAUAAAAUAAACAACAAUCGAAAUGAUUUCAUUGCUAAUAAUCAGAAUUUAAAAAAAACAACAAUUGAGCAACCCAAAACAAAAUAUAAUGACAUUUGGGCAGAAGAAGACGAUGAUGAUGAUGAUGAUGAUGAUGAUAAAGAUGAUGAUGACAAUGCUAAUGCUUAUCAUAAAGAAGAAAUUACUAAAAAGUCUCAACCUAUUAAAAGCAAACAAACAAUGAAGAAUAAUAAUCUUAAUAUUCAACAGGUAAAAGUACCAUCAGCUACUUCAACAGCAAAAAUAGACAAUAAUUCAAUGACUGCAGCGAUUGCAUCGAGUAUUGCUUCUUUAGAACAUUCAAAACCAUCAUCUAAUUUAUCAAAAUCAAAAUCAAUUUCUAUUCCAAAAAAACCUGCUGACAAUUUUAAUUUUCUUCGUCCAAAACGAGGACGUCAAGCUAUUUAUUCUGGUGUACGCGCUGCUCGUACAAAUAUUCCAUCACUUCAAGAUCUUUGCGUUGAAACACUUAAAGAUCAUGUUGAUGAUAUAUGUUAUACACAUUUUUUUCGACUUCCUUAUGAUGUAGUUAAACCAAUUAUUGACGUAGCAACACCUGAACAACUUAAUGUUAUAAUUGAUAAUAAUCCAGAUUAUUAUGAUGAUGUUGAACCAUUAUGGCAAAAAUUUUGUUCAUUAUAUUUUAAAGAUGCUGAAAGAGAAGAAUGUGAAAGUUAUUAUGAACUUUAUUGGCGUAAAUAUAAUGAAAAAGAACAACGAUUACAUCAAAUAACUGAACUUGCAAAAAGAAAAAAGGCAGAAACAGUUGAUACAGCUCGUCAUACAAAACCACUUAAUAUACGUCAAACUACUAGCCGUCAUAAUAUCACUUCAAAUAAAGUUGCUCGACAAGUUGUUAAUCUUCCACCAUCAAAGCAUAAUCGAGGACAAGCAAAAGUUAAAAAACCAAUAAUACCACCAUUGCUCAAAAAAGCUCUCAAAGUCUAUAAUGGAAAAAAUUAA
Molecule: messenger RNA, 1650 nt
Organism: Rotaria sordida
Lineage: Eukaryota; Metazoa; Rotifera; Eurotatoria; Philodinida; Philodinidae
Source: the annotation of a GenBank genome assembly